Messenger RNA from Syngnathoides biaculeatus (alligator pipefish), 1755 nucleotides. Its product is annotated as kelch-like protein 10. Gene Ontology annotation, molecular function: protein binding. The transcript is spliced from 5 exons. Lineage: Eukaryota; Metazoa; Chordata; Actinopteri; Syngnathiformes; Syngnathidae. Bases 1 to 1755 code for a protein of 584 amino acids. The record is from RefSeq and is a predicted model, not a curated record.
AUGAGUUACGAUGGUAAAUGUGCAUACAGGUCUGUCUACAAUGAACUACGCCUAACGAGGAAAUUUAGCGAUGCAGUCAUCAGGGUUGACGAUGCUGAAUUCCACAUUCACAAGAUCAUUUUUUGUAAGUGCAGUCAAUACUUCAGAGCCCUCUUUCUUCGUUGGUCGACUCCAGACCAGAGGGUUUAUGUCAUACAUGAUCUGACGGCCCAAUUGAUGCAACUAUUUGUGGAUUUUGCAUACAGUGGCUCAGUAUUGUUGACAAAAGACAAUGUUAAGGAUUUGUUGCUAGCCGCAGACCGUUUCAAUAUAACUGACAUUGUCCGGACCUGCUGCACAUUUCUAAAUGAGCAGCUCUGCCCAGAAAACUGCAUCAGCAUCUGGCAAUUCACGAGGAACUGCCACACUCCGGAUCUCCAGCGAAGUGCUUACCAGUAUAUCCUCUACCACUUUGAGGAUGUCGCACAAACAAAUGAAUUGCAGCAACUCUCCGUGCAGGACUUGUGUGACAUCCUGGAACGGGAUGAUCUUAUGGUAAAAAAGGAAGAUACUGUUUAUGAGGCCAUUCUGCACUGGAUCGCACAUGCACCUUGGGAGCGAGGUGAAAACAUGGCAGUGCUGCUGGCCAAAGUCCGUCUCGCAUUAACAAGUGUGGACUUCAUCGCCGACAAGGUGCUGUCCAAUCAGCUGAUCCGGAAUAGCAGGAAGUGCAUGAACAUUGUCGCCUUGGUCACCAGUGUCAUGUGGCAAAUGGUCACAAACUCGGUGUGCGGCUAUCGUAACCUGGUGGCCCGUCCUCGCCUGCCUUCCGCCAUUUUGCUAGCCAUCGGUGGAUUCUGUGGUCCAAAUCCGACGCACCUCAUUGAGGCAUACGACGUGCACGCCAACACUUGGGCUGACCUGGUAGACAACAUGGACCAACCGCACGCUUACUUCGGCACCGCAUUCCUGGGCAACUCGGUCUACUGUGUUGGUGGAUUUGAUGGCAGAAGGCACUACAACACUGUCAGGCGCUUGGAUGUGAGCACUCGUACCUGGCACCAUGUGGCACCCAUGCAUUUUCGGCGGUGCUCUGUAAGCGUCACCGUGCUGAAUGGGCGUAUGUAUGCCAUCGGGGGAGUUGACGGACGGAUAAGAUUAAGGAAUGCAGAGUACUACACGCCCGAGACCAACCAGUGGACGCUUAUCGCAAGUAUGCAUGAGCACAGAAGUGACGCCAGCUGCACCACCUUCAACAACAAGGUUUACAUUUGUGGUGGUUUUAACGGAAACGAGCCCUUGCGAACAGCAGAGUGUUACAAUCCAGACACCAACCAGUGGACCAUGAUCGUCCCAAUGAACUGUUGUCGCAGUGGCACCGGAGUCAUUGCUUAUGCCAACCACAUUUAUGCUAUUGGCGGUUUUGACGGCGACAUUCAUCUGUGCAGUGUGGAGGCCUAUGACCCCAUCACGGACACCUGGAUGGUCUUACCCUCAAUGAAGUGUCCGCGGAGCAACUUCGGGAUUCAAGUGGUAGAGGACCGCCUUUUCGUGGCUGGAGGCAACACAGGUGUGUCGGCCAUCAGCUUGGUCGAGUACUACGACGCCCGCUCAUCCAUGUGGGUCUCCGCAUGUGACAUGGCUGUCUCUCGGAGCGCGCUCAGUUGCUGUGUUGUGUCCGGCUUGGCCAACAUUGGGCAUUUUGUCACGCCACGCAGUGAGCUUCCUUGGCUUCACUUGGAAGAAAUGGACCUGGAAAUGGAAGAUGACUUUUGA